Messenger RNA from Aspergillus melleus, 2066 nucleotides. RefSeq names its product phosphoacetylglucosamine mutase PCM1 (gene agm1). The coding region runs from base 174 to 1808 and encodes 544 amino acids. Gene Ontology annotation, biological process: UDP-N-acetylglucosamine biosynthetic process; carbohydrate metabolic process. Lineage: Eukaryota; Fungi; Ascomycota; Eurotiomycetes; Eurotiales; Aspergillaceae. The record is from RefSeq and is a predicted model, not a curated record. Gene Ontology annotation, molecular function: phosphoacetylglucosamine mutase activity; magnesium ion binding. The transcript has 6 exons.
CGGGCUGUGCCUUGUCCCUUCUGCCCCCCCUUCGAGUUUUUCUACAUUCUUCCCUUAGCCUUUCUGCCCUCGUCUUCUUUUUCCCCUACUUCACUUUGUGUCUCUCCUGGGCAAUUGCCUCUCACUAGUUUUCAUCAGACCUUUCCCCCUCCAUCGACACUACUUGCGCCAAAAUGGCGUCUCCGGCCAUUCAGAAAGCGAUCUCCGAGGCGGCGGUGCAGUACAUGAAGCCUGAAGGCAAGGUUUUCCAAUAUGGUACCGCUGGCUUCCGUAUGAAGGCUGACCUCCUGAACACGGUCGUCUUCGCCGUGGGCUUGCUUGCUGGACUUCGGUCCAAGAAACUUAGCGGACAAUGGAUUGGUGUUAUGGUGACCGCUAGUCACAACCCGGCCGAGGACAAUGGUGUCAAGUUGGUUGACCCCAUGGGCGAAAUGCUGGAAGCCGAAUGGGAGGCAUAUGCUACUAAGCUGGCCAACGCCCCUCUGGACAAGAUUGGCGAGGUGUAUGACGAGCUCGUCAAGGAGAUCGAUGUGAGCAUGGAAAACCCUGCCCGUGUUGUCUUCGCCCGGGAUACUCGUGCCUCUGGCUCGCGACUUGUGAGCGUUCUCAACUCCGCCCUCACCGCCAGCGAAGUCGAGUUCCUCGAUUUGAAAUUCAUGACUACCCCUCAGCUACACUAUGUUGUUCGUUGCAAGAACACUCUGGGGACCCAAUACGAGUAUGGCGAGCCCACGGAACAGGGCUAUUAUGAGAAGCUUGCAGAAGCUUUCAAGAGAGUCAUGAGGGGCGUUAAGAUCAACGGCUCGUUGACCGUGGACUGUGCCAACGGCGUCGGUGGCCCUAAGCUGAGGGAGCUCAUCAAAUAUCUUCCUUCUGCGGAAGAAGGUGGUGUCAACAUCAAGGUUGUCAACGACGAUGUCAUCAACCCUGACAGCCUUAACUUCGAUUGCGGAGCCGACUAUGUCAAGACUAAGCAGCGCGCCCCGCCCUCUUCUAAGGCGGCUGCCCUUGACCGCUGCGCAUCGCUGGAUGGUGAUGCCGACCGUCUCAUUUACUAUUACGUCGACGAGAGCAACGUGUUCCGCCUUCUGGACGGUGACCGCAUCGCCACGCUUGCUGCUUCUUUCAUCGGCGACCUUGCCCGCAACGCCGGAAUCGCCCAGAAGCUCAAGAUUGGCGUCAUUCAGACCGCCUAUGCUAACGGAGCCAGCACGGACUACAUCGAGAAGGUUCUCAAGCUUCCCUCCGUUUGCACCAACACUGGUGUCAAACAUCUCCACCACGCCGCCCUGCGCUUUGACGUCGGUGUCUACUUCGAAGCCAAUGGACACGGAACCAUUACUUUCUCCGAGAAUGCUUUGAAGACCAUUAAGAGCACUGAGCCUCAGUCUCCGGCUCAGCAGCGUGCCCUCGAGAGCCUGCAGGCCCUUACUGAUCUGAUCAACCAGGCCGUUGGCGACGCUCUCUCGGAUAUGCUUCUUGUCGAGACCAUCCUUGCCCAUAAGAGCUGGAGUCCGAAAGAGUGGCUGGCCACUUACACUGAUCUGCCCUCGCGUCUUGUGCGGGUGGAGGUCGCGGACCGUUCCAUCUUCCAUGCCUACGAUGCGGAGCGCAAGCUUUCAUCCCCCCCUGGACUCCAGGCCAAGAUUGAAUCUUUGCAGUCUCGUUACAACAAGGGCAGAAGCUUUGCUCGUGCAAGUGGCACUGAGGAUGCCGUGCGUGUCUACGCCGAAGCCGCCAGCCGAUCUGAGGCCGACGACCUUGCUACCCGUGUGGCCAAUGCCGUUCGCGAGGCGGGUUCGGCCUAAGAGCUUUUUCAACUGCUCCAUAAUCUAUCACGGUGUAUUGGGGUUAAACACUGCUACGUCCGCUAUGCCUAUAGGACUGCACGGUGGAAGGAAAGGACAAAAAUACUUCAGGGGAAGUUGAGUUGGAGGAAUCCUCAAACUCGAUUUUUCUCGAUUGAAUCACAUCCAGUCAUAGAAUUACGGGAUCUGUUAUGAAACGAAUUGAUGAGUUUAGCUUAGUUAUUCUAAGACAUUAAAUUAUGCCCAUAUUAAAUUACU